AUGACGAAACUGAUGGACGUGAAGAGCAGAGUCAACGUUCAACUAAACUUGCACAAGCAUGUAGAUUCCUGGAAGCAGAUCACGAUGAUGAAGAGACUCUCCGAACGACUUUUGGAUGUUCACCUCAGCAAGCAAAUAAGAGUUUCAUCUGUCGAGCUGGUCGAGGAUGCGUUCAAGCGAUGGCUUAGCGAGAGCCAAGCGAGGAUGAACUCGCUCCAGCUUCAUCGACCAUGGAUGCAAGCAGAAAUCAUCAAACGUUGGUGGACGAAAGUAGAAGAUUUGAAGCGAGUUCAAGUCAUCCUUCAGCGCUCGACCGAGCAACACAUUCUCUCUUCGACGUUCUUCUCUUAUCGUGAGUUUGUGGACACGCAGAUGCGAAUCUUCUUUCAAUCCUGCCUCAACUUCUUCCCUUCCAGCAGUCAACCCAGGACGCCCCGAGAGGUAAAUCAGCUGCUUGAAGGCAUUAAUGUUGCGUUCCGAGGUAUCCCCGAAGAGAGUCCAGCCGUCACCACCUGCUCUCUCCUUCAUCCUGUCCCUCAUGCCUUCGCAGAGAAAGUAGCUCUGCACAAGUGCGAGAAGGAGCUUGCCCUCCUUAAGGCACAAUGCCAGAUCCUUCGCUCGCAGCAGGGCAAGGAGAAGAAGCCAACGACGGGAUGA
Messenger RNA from Guillardia theta CCMP2712, 657 nucleotides. RefSeq lists its product as hypothetical. The transcript has 5 exons. Lineage: Eukaryota; Cryptophyceae; Pyrenomonadales; Geminigeraceae. The coding region runs from base 1 to 657 and encodes 218 amino acids. The record is from RefSeq and is a predicted model, not a curated record.